GUCCGCUUGACAACGAUCUCUACACUUUCUCCUUAGAUCAUGCAUUAGGACGUCCUUUUUUUGUUCAAGAUCACCGUGCAAAUUUAGCAACCCGACAUGCUCUUUUUGGACCAAGACGACUUGUAGAGGCCUCCUCCCCGGAAAUAACAACUAGAAGUGGAGAUUUUGUAGGAAAACAAAUACUACUGCUAGAGACUCGGUCUUUGAAGGCAUGUAGUAGUGGGCUUGAACC
Molecule: messenger RNA, 232 nt
Organism: Dovyalis caffra
Lineage: Eukaryota; Viridiplantae; Streptophyta; Magnoliopsida; Malpighiales; Salicaceae
Source: the annotation of a GenBank genome assembly